CAUUACUAUUUCUUGUCAAGCCUUUACUCAGGUUGUAAUACCUAGAAGGAAACGUAACAGUCUAACACCAAUCGUAGGAGGAGUAAUUGCCGUAGGAUUGCUGAUAGCGAUAGCACUUGGAAUAAUUUCAUUUAUCGUUGCCAACAAGAAAUGCAUAUCAAAGAAAAGAGAUGAGGCGUCCAAUAAGAGUGUUAAUAAGCAGAACAGAAUUGAUAGAUACCCAUCUAUCAUAAAUGAAAAAGACGAGAGUAAAAUCCCAAUCUAUGCACAAAUUGAUGAUUCAUUGAAAACAAGAAACAGGUUUGAUCAAGGAGAUGAAAUACCCAUAUACGCCCAGGUGGAUAAAAGCAAGAAAAGGCGUCCCGGGCAAAUUAUUUAUACUGAACUGUAUGAUUUCAAAGUGAUUGAAGAACUACCAAACAUUGUUUUCCCACCGGAAUACAAAGACACAAAAUAUGCUGAAAUUCAAGGCCUAACAAGUCAAGAAAAUAAUGAGCCAAUCUAUGAAAGGAUAUAAAAAAGAGAUAGAAAAGGAGAAAAGGUAUAAAAUGGGAGGGAAAUAAACUAGAUAAAAAGAAAGAAGAGAUCGAGAAACCGUAGACAAUUUAGAAGAAUAAAUAAAUAAAUAAAUAAAAGAGCAAAAUAAAAGAAAACUACAAUAUAUUAGAAAUUUAUAUAACAAAUUAUAGUUGGAUUAGUACUUUUGAAGAAAAAAACAACAAAACAAAAAAGAAAUUACAAUUACAAUUACAAUUAGAAAAUAUAUCAACUACAAUUCGCAUACUAGGUUAGCAAAAUAAAUAGUGCAGUAAGAAACAUAUAUCGUGCAGGGAUACCUCUGAACUAGCUACAUGCAGGAGAUAAGUAAACCGCCAUUGAGUUUCUUGAUAAACAUGUAUGUAUAUUUGAAACGGCCAUAAUUUUUGUAAAUGGCUAUAUAUUAUAAUAUAUACAUAUAAGUUAAAACUUUAUACACAGCGCAAAACAUGUACAUUGUGAUCGUGAUCGAAGCUGCAAACAAACACCUCGCGCUGUCAAAGUAAAUACAUAGUGCUAUAGGUGAACCGCAUAAACACAUACUUAUUUUCUGGUUUUUGUGUGAGUGUUAUUAACCUAUGAGUGACAGUUUCCACAUUGCAGCUUUAUAGUUCAGUAAUCAAACUAUACUGGAAGGUAUUACUGUUCGCUAAAUUUAGCAAAAAAUAAUAAUAAUUGCUUUACUAUUAUUAAUAGUAGACAGUUCUGGUGGUCAAAAACGCAAUCGAAAUCGACAAUGUUCGCCGUUUCUUAUGUUCAGCGGUCGCGCGCUUUAAUCUAUUCGAAUUUACAAAAUGGCGGUGUUUUUGAAUCAGGAAGAGGUUAUGGCGGAAUUGUUAGAUAGUAGUAAUGAUAGUGAUAGAGUAGAUGAGAAACUGAAAGCCCAGGAAGGCAUAUCCGAAAAACUGAGGCGAUGUCUUGCUGGACUUUCAGUUCCAGAUACGGAAAGGAAGGAACGAUUUAUGGAAUCUGCUGUGGGAGAACUGGUCAUUUUGUGGGAGUUCAGUGCAAACGAUACGAGCGCCCGAUCUGUGCUGAACAGGCAAAUUCAUGCUGGAUCACUGAUCCAAAAUGAAGCAAAGCUAUGGCUGGAAGGCAUCCAUCGUCGUCUCAAUGGCCGUAGAUCCCUUCGAAGACCGUUUUUUGCAGAGAUUCACCGUUUUAUUCCACGGGAAUUCUUUGAUGUUAUAUCACGUGUCGUCAGAAUAUCUCAUGGCUUUGCUCCACCUUUUUGCUUUCAAAGCAAAAAUAAAAAAGCAGAGGUAUUUUCGUUGACGACCAUUCGUCUUGUGAAGGAGCUCUUCUGUCUCCUGACUGGCAUGUCUGGCCCUGAAGUCAUGAGUUUUUUUAAGAAAACAAUCGCAUCAGGCGUAAGAAGUGGACACAAAAUUUCGGUC
This is a messenger RNA of Actinia tenebrosa (Australian red waratah sea anemone), 1934 nucleotides long. RefSeq names its product opioid-binding protein/cell adhesion molecule homolog. The record is from RefSeq and is a predicted model, not a curated record. Lineage: Eukaryota; Metazoa; Cnidaria; Anthozoa; Actiniaria; Actiniidae. Gene Ontology annotation, biological process: homophilic cell-cell adhesion. Gene Ontology annotation, cellular component: plasma membrane.